UUGACUAUUCUGACGCUAGUCAGGUCCAAAAUGAAAGACAACCUAUUCAGCGACUACCUAGUGAGCAUGUGUAUGUUUAACAUCAUCAUCCUCAUCAUGUCGGCAAUCAGAAUGAUCACACUCUCGAUAACGGGAUCCGAGUUUGUUUACUAUACACCGAGAAUUUGCCUGUUCACCAAAUGGAUUACCUGCACUUUGAUGAGCAUUAGUACCUGGCAUUUGGUCAUGAUCACUGUGUGCCGUUUGCUCUAUUUGAUUGACAGGACCAAACGACUUGUGACUGCAACACACCCAAUAAUCGUCAUCAUCGCCUUCUGUGUCGUAUGCUCUGCCUUCAUCAUCAUCUGCUUGCAUUUCUGUGUGCGAUAUACAAACGAUAGUGGUGAUACAACAGAGUGCUACAUGGACGAAACAACCAUCUCCGCCAUGAUCAUCGCAUCCUUCUACGCCUUCAUGCCGGCCUUCGUGCUACUGGUUCUCAACAUCGCCACCUUCUGCCUCUACCGCUACAAGAGUUCCAGCCAGAUCGAGGUCAAGUCCACUAUCAGAGCCCGGCAACAGCUCCUGUUUCUGGGAUUCCUGUCUAGCACCCAGUUUAUCGUCACAGCCUUCCCCAUCACCAUAUACCUGCUCAACCAGAAGCUCUUCUUCGACACCAACACCCACGUGGGAUUAGCCAAGGCUAACAUGGUGUACUACAUAACGGCCAUCAUCCUCCUCUUCAACAACGCCAGUAACUUCCUCAUCUACUGCUUCUUCGGUCGGAAGUUCCGCAAGGAAUUCUGGACCACCAACCAAUUCUGGCUGAGGUGCUUCUGUCCAGCGUGCGUGUUCGAGUCUAUCCAGAGACGGAUGGACGAAGUGGAAUUGGAGGCGUCCAGUUCCAAACUUACAGUUGCACAGACGGCAACAGACUUGCAGCUGGCACCUUACAGAGAGAAAAAUGUCAGCGGCGCCAGCACUAAAGUCUCUGGGGAGACCUGCGUCGACCACCCCUCCCUCUACGACGGCAACGACCUGACGGGUCCCGAAUCUGACGUCGACUGUUUUGUUCCGCUUUCAACAGACGAACCCCCCAUCCCCACAGAAGACACGAAAUCCGUCGAACAAAUUCCGACCCCCGAGAAACGAGUCUCCAUGUCGGUUGGACAACCUGGUCAGAAACAACGGAGAUCGAUUUUCAAAUUCCGGUUUUCGUUUUCCGAUCGCCGGAAACAAUCCGGGGUGGGGGAGACUCCCCUACGGAGUAAAUUAUCCAAAAUUGCCAAUGGCCUCGUAGAGGAAACGAACUCCAAUCAAGAAGGUUCAGGUUCGAAAAACUCUAGUAUUCGCUCCAACAACAGUCAAAAGUCGACCACGCCAAGCAAGUUGCCAACGCAAGAACUCACAAAUGCUGAACAAGUACAAGCAAAAGACAAAGUUCCGUCAGAUAGAAGCACGAUUUUUUAAACUGAUUUCAGUGUGGAAUAUUAUAU
This is a messenger RNA of Physella acuta, 1475 nucleotides long. RefSeq lists its product as uncharacterized. Gene Ontology annotation, cellular component: membrane. The record is from RefSeq and is a predicted model, not a curated record. Lineage: Eukaryota; Metazoa; Mollusca; Gastropoda; Physidae.